CCGACGUAAAAUGGCUAUGAAUAACGUCCAAAUAGACAAAUUAUUGGGGCGAGAGAAUUACUGUACAUGGAAAUUUGCAGUACAGACAUUUUUACAACACGAAGAGUUGUGGGAAUGCGUUGAACCUGCCGAUGGCGUAACGGUAAAUCCGAAGCUAGAUCUCAAAGCAAAGACCAAGAUAAUUCUACUUGUGGACCCGGUAAAUUAUAUACACGUCCAAGAUGCUCAAACUUCCAAAGAAGUAUGGCAAAAUCUACGAAACGCUUUUGAAGAUUCAGGUUUAACAAGAAAAGUGGGGUUACUCCGUGACCUGGUCAAUACCACAUUAGAAGGAUGUUCUAAUAUAGAAGAAUAUGUCAAUAAAAUAGUAAGCACCGCUCACAAAUUGAGAAACAUUGGAUUUAAUGUCGAUGAUGAAUGGUUGGGCACGCUGAUGUUAGCAGGUUUGCCGGAACAAUACAAACCUAUGAUCAUGGGAUUAGAAAGCUCAGGCAUAAAGAUAAGCACAGACUCAAUUAAAACAAAACUCAUGCAAGAAGUUAAGGAGUCUAAUGUCUCUGUUCUUUAUACAAAGCACAAAUCUACCCCCCGACAAAAUUAUAACAGCAAUCAGCAUAAUAAACCAGCAGGCCCCCGUUGCUACAACUGCAAUAAGUAUGGACACAUGAGUAAGUUCUGUAAUAACAAAAAGAAGAAUAAUAAUAAUAAUAAAGGUUUUGCAGCAGUAUUUUCAGCAGCUCAUGAAAAUAUGAACAGUGUGGAAUGGUAUGUAGAUUCUGGAGCAUCUUUACAUAUGACUAACAUGCCUGACUGUAUGUAUGAUGUCCGGGCACCUCCGAUACAAAAUAUAAAGGUUGCUAACAAUACAUCAGUUGCCGUGGAGAAAAUUGGUAAUGUUAAUCUGGAUUUGAUUGGUGAAAAUGGCAAGAUAAAUCACAUACAGGUACAGGUAUCAAGCAUCAAACGACCGCACCAUAUACGCCGGAGCAAAAUGGCCUCGCCGAGCGGAUGAACCGCACUCUCGUGGAGCGUGCCAGAUGCAUGUUGUUCGAUGCUGGACUCCCGAAACAGUAUUGGGCAGAGGCAGUGGAGACAGCUGCUCAUAUAAUUAAUCGUUCUCCGACUCGAGUUCUUGACUACGUGACACCACUGGAGAAAUUGACAGAUACCUGUGCCAUUGACGGAAAAUAUACAGAUUCCAUCCACUCAAGAAAACUCUACCCCUGUUUGCG
Molecule: messenger RNA, 1232 nt
Organism: Ostrinia nubilalis (European corn borer)
Lineage: Eukaryota; Metazoa; Arthropoda; Insecta; Lepidoptera; Crambidae
Exons: 3
Coding region: 11-1012 (333 amino acids)
Molecular function (GO): nucleic acid binding; zinc ion binding
Source: RefSeq, a predicted model, not a curated record